ACCUCUUGUCCCCUCCAGACACCUUCUGCCUUCCUGGAGACUGGCCCAAGGAGGGGCCUGGGCAUAUAUAGGGAGCCACUGUGGGAGGAGCUAGCCACAGAGGCUUUGGAAAGAGGUGAGGAGGGGGCUCUGGGGGUCUGGAUGAGCAGGGGGGAACUGGGAAGCUCGGAGGUGCAGGGAGGCCAACGCUGAGCUCUGGCCAGUGACUGCCCUGCCUGAGCCUUGGUUCCCUCUUCUCUAAGGUGGCACACCAUCAGGGUUUGUGGGAGGAUUCUGAGCCUAGCAGAGAGCCGGGAGCAUCCCCUGGCAGCUGGGGUGUGGAGGGAGGGCGGUGGCUCCAGCUGGGGCUGCCCUCCAUGCCCGGCCUCUGCCUGGCCUUAUUCGGGCUCAUGUGUCCCAGGAAGACUAUGGCAUCCGCGGCAACAGAGGCAGAGAAGGGGUCUCCGGCCGUGGUGGGCCUGCUGGUGGUGGGCAACAUCAUUAUUCUGCUGUCGGGCCUGGCCCUGUUUGCCGAGACGGUGUGGGUGACAGCUGACCAGUACCGUGUGUACCCACUGAUGGGCGUCUCAGGCAAGGAUGAUGUCUUCGCCGGCGCCUGGAUCGCCAUCUUCUGCGGCUUCUCCUUCUUCGUGGUGGCCAGCUUUGGGGUGGGUGCAGCACUCUGCCGCCGCCGGUCCAUGAUCCUCACGUACCUGGUGCUCAUGCUCAUUGUCUACAUCUUCGAGUGCGCCUCCUGCAUCACGUCCUACACUCACCGCGACUAUAUGGUGUCCAACCCAUCCCUGAUUACCAAGCAGAUGCUGACCUUCUACAGUGCAGACACCGACCAGGGCCAGGAACUGACUCGUCUCUGGGACCGUGUCAUGAUUGAGCAAGAGUGCUGUGGCACAUCCGGUCCCAUGGACUGGGUGAACUUCACAUCAGCCUUCCGGGCGGCCACCCCGGAGGUGGUGUUCCCCUGGCCCCCACUGUGCUGUCGGCGGACUGGCAACUUUAUUCCCCUCAAUGAAGAAGGCUGCCGCCUGGGCCACACGGACUACCUGUUCACCAAGGGCUGCUUUGAGCACAUCGGCCAUGCCAUCGACAGCUACACAUGGGGGAUUUCAUGGUUUGGUUUUGCCAUCCUGAUGUGGACGCUCCCUGUGAUGCUCAUAGCCAUGUAUUUCUACACCACAUUGUGAGGAGCAAGAAGGGAAAAUCACGUGCACAUGCAGCCUCCUCCCGUUCCUGUUUCCUCUGGCUGAGGGCUUGAUGGCUGCCUCACCUCCCCCUUCCGACCUCUCUCAACCUUCCCCGCCUUCCACUCCCUCCAAAGACCUUUUACCAACUUUCUGAGCCCUGCUGAGACUUGGGGAUGCCCUGAAACCCUUGGACAUGUGUACAGGGACCCUUAGGACCCUUAGGGACCUCAUUUCACUUUGCUGAUUCCUGGCCCAUCUUUGAGCAUCAAUUUAAAGUUCUGUUCUCAGGGGACCUUUCCCGGAUCCCACUACCCCCAUCACCAAUGCCUCUCCUGUAGCUCCUCCUUCAUGGCAGUUGUUGCCAUUUUUGCUAAAUAGUUUGUGAUUGUUUAUACUCUGGUAGAUGGGAUUGCCAUGAGGGGAGGGACAAGCUCUGUCAUGGUUACUUUAUUGUCCUCAAUAUCACCCAGCAGAGGGAGGGGCAUCAAUAUUCAAUAAA
This is a messenger RNA of Mustela lutreola (European mink), 1680 nucleotides long. It is a transcript of the gene UPK1A, whose product is annotated as uroplakin 1A. The transcript has 7 exons. Gene Ontology annotation, cellular component: membrane. Lineage: Eukaryota; Metazoa; Chordata; Mammalia; Carnivora; Mustelidae. The record is from RefSeq and is a predicted model, not a curated record. The coding region runs from base 357 to 1181 and encodes 274 amino acids.